Messenger RNA from Vitis riparia (riverbank grape), 1775 nucleotides. RefSeq names its product putative rRNA methyltransferase YlbH. The transcript has 12 exons. Gene Ontology annotation, molecular function: methyltransferase activity. The record is from RefSeq and is a predicted model, not a curated record. Gene Ontology annotation, biological process: rRNA methylation. Bases 44 to 1039 code for a protein of 331 amino acids. NCBI's taxonomy places the organism in Eukaryota, Viridiplantae, Streptophyta, Magnoliopsida, Vitales, Vitaceae.
UGAAAUUUUUCUCUGCGGUGUGUGCUGCUCAAUCCUUUCCCUAAUGGCAGUUUCGUCGUCUGCAAUUGUCUCUCCUUUACUUAUCAACAUCAGGACCAAUCUCAGUUCUUCCUCUCCCGAUCUACCUCUCUUCAGCAUCUUCCGCAAAACGACCACUCGAAAACCGUCCGUUGUCAUUUUGUCCUGCAAAUCGGAGGAUGGAUUGGCGAACGAGGAGAAGAAGCUGUUGCUUGAACGAUACGGUUAUGAUGCCAAUGAGUUUGUAUCAGAACCCUCUCCCAAGACGACUAGGAGGAGAAAGGAACUCCAAAAGACAGGAAAAGGAAAGCAAGUCUCACCAGAGGAUCCAAAGCCACCGAGGACAACUCAUAAAUUGCUUCAGGUGCUUGGAGGAAAGGCUCGAAGAAAGAAGUUGCUCUCACCAAAGGGCAUGGAUGUUCGUCCAAUGAUGGAAGUUGUAAAAGGUGCAGCCUUUGAUAUUUUGCAGGUGGCUGGUGGCUGUCCUGCAUCUUUGAGGCCUGGGCGCUGGUUAGACUUGUAUAGCGGUACAGGAUCUGUUGGGAUUGAAGCUCUUAGCCGUGGAUGUUCUGAGGUACAUUUUGUCGAGAUGGACCCUUGGGUUGUGUCAGAUGUUCUGCGGCCAAAUUUAGAGUGGACUGGGUUUCUUGACGUUUCAGUUAUUCAUACCGUGCGUGUUGAAAAUUUCUUGGAACGGGCAAUGCAGUUUGUAGGUAAAGAUCAAUCAUUUGAUUAUAUUAGUGUUACCCCUCCCUAUACAGAAGUGGAUUAUGAGGUAUUGAUGGGUCAAAUCUCAAGUUCAGCCUUAGUUGGAGAAGAUACCUUCAUAGUGGUCGAGUAUCCUUUAAGAAUUGACAUGCUGGAUUCAUGUGGAUGCCUUGUGAAGAUAGCUGACCGACGGUUUGGUCGGACUCAUUUGGCAAUUUAUGGACCCAAGUGGGCACAGAAGAGGAGGAAGUCAGAAAAGUCAUUUCUGGUGGUAGCAGAAAAAAUGAUUGCAAAUGGAAGGUUGAAAGUAUAAAAAUGGUUAUGCAAGUAGAUGUCAUCCACAACUCUAAAUGCUAUUGAGGUGGUGUGAUAAUAUUCACUCCUAUCAACUUUGAUCAAGCCACACCAACUUUGGUGGGUCUUCAUGGUUUGGCUUUGUUGGCACUCUAGAAUUUCCACUCUGCUUGAUAAGUAUGAGAAGAUUUUGAAUCAACCCUCUGGGCUAGUCACACUGAUUUUUUCAAAAAAUAAGAAAAAGGAAUUGCUUGUGGGAUUGGAAAGCCUAGAAGUCAUUGGCCAUAAUAUCGACGUCAAUGUACAUGUGCACUUGUGGUGGGGUGUCUUAAGGUCUUUUGAUGACACGACAUGUGGAUGCGUCCAUACACUUGGCAUGUAUUUUGGGAUCCCAUGGUCAUGCCCAACAUUUGGAGAUUGCAGCUGGCGUCUCCUUCUACUGGCAAUCUUCUAGGGUGGUUUCAUGUAAUGUUGGGGUGUUAGCAGCAUUUAUGUAAUUGCUAUUUCUACUAUAUGAAGAAGCAUUCCUAUAGUUAUGGUGAGAGUUGGCUUCCUUUUUUAUUUUUUACUCCUCCUUACUCUGUUUCCUUCUUUUGAUAUAAAGUUAGAAAUCUCAAGUUUGUAAAGCUUGUAUAACUUGAUUCUCUAAGAUCCUGAAAAGCCAGACAUCUGUUUGGAGUUGGCAAUUGCAAAACCAUGUAAACUCUUGUUUGUUUUGCUUCAGUUUAUUUCAUGGCCUUUGCUUUGUUCUAUUA